Raphanus sativus (radish) is the source of this 2575-nucleotide messenger RNA. Its product is annotated as U-box domain-containing protein 35. The transcript is spliced from 7 exons. The coding region runs from base 1 to 2292 and encodes 763 amino acids. Gene Ontology annotation, biological process: protein phosphorylation. The record is from RefSeq and is a predicted model, not a curated record. Gene Ontology annotation, molecular function: ATP binding; protein kinase activity. NCBI's taxonomy places the organism in Eukaryota, Viridiplantae, Streptophyta, Magnoliopsida, Brassicales, Brassicaceae.
AUGUGGCUGGCGAAAAACAAUAACGUGGGAAUCAAGGAAGGAGGAUCCACUGGAGCUGUGGCUGUUGCUAUAGACAAAGACAAAAGUAGCCAACACGCUCUUAAAUGGGCCGUUGAUCAUUUGUUGCAGAGAGGCCAAUCUGUUAUCCUCGUCCAUGUCAAGCUUCGACCUUCUCCUUUAAACAACAACACCCCUUCUCUUCAUGCUUCCUCUUCAAAGCUGACCCAAGAUUCUUCAUUAGUCUGCAGAGAUCCAGAAGGCGCUUCCAAGGAGAUCUUCCUUCCUUUCCGUUGCUUCUGCACCCGCAAAGAUAUACAAUGCCAAGAUGUAGUGAUUGAGGAUUUCGAUGUAGCCAAAGCAUUAGUCGAAUACGCAAACCAAGCCGCCAUUGAGGUUUUGGUGGUUGGUUCCUCCAACAAAGGUGGCUUCCUCAGGUUCAACAAACCUACAGAUAUUCCUGUUGCCAUAACCAAAACAGCUCCUGACUUCUGCACGGUUUAUGUCAUAUCCAAAGGAAAGAUUUCGACAAUGAGAUCAGCUUCUCGCUCUGCACCCACUAAUUCUCCUCUACGCAGUCCCAUUCAACCACCUAGCUUAAGGCCACCUCAACCUGUGCCAUCUACUUCCAAUAACAUGCGAGCUGACAGACAGUCUUUUGAGUCGCAACGCCGGUCCAUGGAGGAUCGCAGGUCUGUGGAGGAUCGCAGGUCUGUAGAGGAUCGCAGGUCUGUGGAGGAUCAAUCAGACUCAUUCAGAUCUCCUUUUACUAGAAGAGGGUAUGGGAGAUCAUAUGGGGACCUGUCUGUUCCGGAAUCAGACAUAUCCUUUGUCAGUUCCGGUAGACCGAGCAUUGACCGUAUGUUCCCUAAUCUAAACGACAUGAAUGAUCCAAACCGAACUCCUCCUAGGCUGUCUAAUUUCUCUGACAUGGACUAUGGUUCUAACUUUGAGUCCUCCUCCAACUAUGGAAGGAGAUCAGUGGAUGUAAACUCACCUACUGAUCUCUCAUCUGGUUCUUUUGAGAAUGAAAGAUUCUCAUCAGCAUCAGCAAUGGAUGAUGUAGAGUCUGAGAUGAGGAGGCUUAAACUGGAGCUGAAGCAGACAAUGGAAAUGUACAGUACAGCUUGCAAAGAAGCACUUACAGCAAAACAGAAGGCCACCGAGCUUCAACGUUGGAAGUUAGAAGAAGAGAGGAAACUGGAAGAGGCGAGACUUGCAGAGGAAGCAGCAUUAGCCAUCGCAGAGAAAGAGAAAGCAAGGUCAAAAGCAGCUAUGGAGGCAGCUGAAGCAGCUCAGAGGAUAGCUGAACUAGAGUCUAAGAAGAGAGUCAACGCAGAGAUGAAAGCUCUCAAGGAGUCUGAGGAGAAAACAAAGGCACUCACCGCUUUAGCUAACUCUGAUGUAAGGUACAGGAAGUACUCCAUUGAGGAGAUUGAAAGUGCAACAGAGUUUUUCGCUGACAAGUACAAGAUUGGAGAAGGUGGCUACGGACCUGUCUACAAAUGCUAUCUCGAUCACACUCCGGUGGCUGUUAAGGUUCUCCGUGCUGAUGCAGCUCAAGGAAGAUCUCAGUUUCAACAAGAGGUUGAGGUGUUGAGCAGCAUCAGGCAUCCUAACAUGGUUCUACUUCUUGGAGCUUGUCCUGAAUGUGGAUGUUUAGUCUACGAGUUCAUGGCCAACGGGAGCUUAGAAGACCGCCUUUUCAGACUAGGCGACAGCCCGGCUCUCUCGUGGCAGAUGAGGUUCAGGAUCGCUGCAGAGAUAGGCACUGGACUCUUGUUCCUGCACCAGGCUAAACCAGAGCCUCUGGUGCACCGUGAUCUCAAACCGGGGAACAUCUUGCUAGACCGUAACUACGUCAGCAAGAUAUCUGACGUUGGUUUAGCGAGAUUAGUCCCACCAACGGUUGCAGACACGGUGACACAGUACCGCAUGACGUCAACCGCUGGGACGUUCUGUUACAUCGACCCGGAGUAUCAGCAGACAGGAAUGUUGGGUGUGAAGUCUGAUAUCUACUCCCUCGGCAUCAUGUUUCUGCAGUUGAUAACGGCAAAACCACCGAUGGGUUUAACUCAUUAUGUCGAGAGAGCACUUGAGAAAGGGAGUUUGUCGGAUUUACUCGAUCCAGCUGUUACUGACUGGCCAGUUGAGGACACUUCUGAGUUUGCUAAGUUAGCGCUGCAAUGCGCAGAGUUGAGGAGGAAAGACAGACCUGAUCUUGCUAAAGUUAUAUUGCCAGAGCUCAACAGAUUAAGAACACUCGCUGAUGAAUCUGAGCUAGUCUCUCAAUAGCACCGUACCAUUCUCCAAGCCUCUCUACACACAAGAAGAGGCAAUCUUACAGGACUGAGAUAUAUAACUUGGAGGUUUACAGUUUUUAACUAAUGUAGAUAAAAAAUGUUUUAAAAUAUGCUUAUGAAAAUGGGAAACUCAAGAACUUGCAUGUUCGUAGUAUAAGGAGAUGCAGUAGAGUUUCUUUCACUUGUAGAUAAAAGUGUUUCAAAACUGUACAAUCAUUCUUGUAAUCUAAGUUAACCCAUAUAUUAAAAGAUCAUAAGCUCUUAUUGAUCUAAAA